Molecule: messenger RNA, 867 nt
Organism: Gamsiella multidivaricata
Lineage: Eukaryota; Fungi; Mortierellomycota; Mortierellomycetes; Mortierellales; Mortierellaceae
Exons: 3
Coding region: 195-671 (158 amino acids)
Biological process (GO): regulation of DNA-templated transcription
Cellular component (GO): histone deacetylase complex
Molecular function (GO): transcription coregulator activity; protein binding
Source: RefSeq, a predicted model, not a curated record
ACCUUUGCCAUCGCCCCCCACUCUCCCCAUCCUCUUUUCUCCUCCUCAGCCUCGUCUUCUCUUCGUCUCGCUCCACCUCACCCACUCACUCCUAUUCUCGCUCCCAUCCUUGCUCCCGUUCUCGCUCUCUCCCGCUCUAGCCUGUUUCCUCAGACAAGGCACGCACACUCGCCCGCUCACUCACUCAGGACUCGAUGGCACCGAAACAAAAGGCAUCCGACGCAGGAUCCUCGACCUCCACUGGAGCCAAGUCUUCCAACAACAACCCGCACGACCGCCAGGGAAACUCUGAACGGGGACACGGUGGACACAGCAAUGGAAACGCAGUUUUGGAACGUGCUGGCUCAGGAGUAGGAAACGACCGCUCCUCCUCAGGAACAGGACACGGUGAGAAAGGAUCCAGUUUGACAGUCAGCAGUGGAACCGCCAAACGGAAAGCAGAGGCACCACUUAUCACUGUCGACUUUGCGGAUAUGGAUAUCUCAGCAUUACGCCGGUAUUGCCGGCUAAACAAGCUGAAACCAAAGUCAAAGGCACGCGACGACCUCGUUACUGCUGCGACCAAGCACUGGAACUCGGUCAAUGCCAAAGAACUCGACAGCGUCGCCUACUUCCUCUUUGCAGUCAAGCAUCGUCAUAAUGUGUUGAAAUUGACCAUGCCCCUGCCAUGAUACCUCAUCAAGUCGUGGCAGAGGACAGCAGUGUCAUUAAUUUUUAAUGGUCACUUGCUACAUAAUAAACUCUAUCAUUUGCGUGGACUGGUGCGAGACACAGACUGAAGCGAGGCACAUAGUAUAAAAGUAUUCGUUUUGACAACAGUUUAUUGUUCAUUGUAAAUAAUAUCAACUACAUUAAACAAAAGACAGC